GUAAUAAUACUCCAUGAAUCUUACCUGUUCUACACUUCUAGUAGAGACUCGGGUCUCAAAUGUGUAGUUUUGAAAGAGGUUACAGCAAACAUGCAUUUUCAUUUUUAAAACAUAAUAUCUGGUACUGCGUUUGAUUCAAGAAAGUUCUCAGCUUUCAUGCCUUAUUUGUAGGAAUACACUCACUUAGGGAAUUUCAGCAGUGUGUUCUGGGUCAUGUUACUGGCUGAAAGAACAUCAGUCAUUAAGGGAAGCAGCUGGUUGAUUGAGGACAGGAACAAAGUCAUUGAAGGGGUGGGGACAAUUUCAUCCUCCAGAUGAAAUGAUCCAGGAUUUUUUUUUUUUAAGGCCAUAUUGGGAUUAGUGUGGUUGCUCUUGGCUGGACUCUCUCCAGCGCCACAAUGACUCUUUGGUGCCGUGGUGAUCAGAAUUGGACACACUACUCUAAGUGCAGUCUCACCAGUGCAUUGCACAGCUUCAUCAUAACCUCCCUGCUUCAGUCUCUGGAACUUUGAAAUGCAUCCACACUCUUUCCUUUAAUCUUAAUCUUGGAGAUCUGGCUACUCUUCGCUGGACUGCACCCAACCCCACACAAUGUCGUCUUGCACUGCAGGGACUAGAUGAUGCUAAAUGUCUGGAAAGAGCUGUACACCUCCAUAGACAGAGUUUAUUUGUCAGCAGUAACCUCUUGUUUUUCCAUUCCGGGUUCAGAUGUUGUAGAUGUGAGACUCAAUUCAUGUGGGCGAGUGUAACCCUUCCUCUUCUGCUCCUCACUUCCUGUCUCUGGUCUGCACUGUACUUGGUACAACUGAGCUGCAGAGUGUUUCCACAGAGGUGAGACGCAUGCUCUUUGAUGAAAACAAGUCAUGGGUGGUGGGCGGCCAGCGAUUCUUUAAUCUUAAUUUGCUCAGUUUUUGCAUUGUGGAACCAGACUGAUCUCCUUCAAUGUGCUCCUCUACCUGGAGAUUUCCCGGACAGCUUCAGUACAGUGUGCCUGAAUGAAUCUUGACUAGAAGCAGAGCCAGCAUCCUCACACUUCCAGUAAUUGAAGUCCACUGCAUCAUCUGUGAAUUACUAGCAGAAAACUGACUCGAAAAAUGUCAACUUUUGAAAAUGAACCUUGCAACAGAACCACUGCUGACUUCCAGUACUAUCUUUUCCCUGUGGUUUACAGCGUGGUGUUUGUGUUGGGAAUGAUUGGCAAUUUGGGAGCUCUUUAUGUCUUCAUUUGCAAGAUGACAAACCACAGCUCUUCAGAUGUGUACAUUAUCAACCUGGCUGUGGUGGACACUAUAUUUCUGUGCACCCUGCCUUGCAGGAUUCAUUACCACCUCAACCACAACAACUGGAUAUUCGGAGACUUGGCCUGCAGGAUCACUGGGACUCUGUACUUCACUAAUAUCUAUAUCAGCAUCACCUUCCUUACAUGUAUUUGCAUUGACCGCUACAUUGCUGUGGUGCAUCCCCAUACCUACCUGAGGAUCAAAAACACGAGCCUCACAUUAAUGGUUAGUGUGUGCGUCUGGGCUGUGGCAGUGUGUAUAAUGUUGCCUUUGCUGCUUGGUGGUCCACUGGACAGCACAUCUGACGGUAACACCACCAGGUGCUUUGAGAACUUCUCAUUUGAGGACUGGACUCACCGGAUGCAAGCUUACAACAUAUGCGCUCUGCUGUUUGGCUCUGCGAUCCCUUUGAGCAUCACGAUGAUCUGCUACCCGCUGAUACUCAAACGCAUCUCCAAGAUCCCAACCCCCAGCAGCAGAAGGGCCCUCAGCAUCAUCUGUCUGAUUCUCGCCAUCUCUGUCACCUGCUUCCUCCCAUACAGCAUCAUCCAUCUUCUCUACUACCUCUCCAGGCUUCGUAUCAUCACCAACUGCUCUUUCCUUCAUGGGAUAUACAAGAUGCGGAGAGUCACCAUGGCUAUUGUCAGCUGUAACAGCUGUCUGGAUCCUGUGCUCUAUUAUUUCGCAACCACGAAAUUCAAAUGGAGUUUCCUGAAGUGUCUCAAACCAAAGAGAACAGAAAGGGUCUACACCAUUUACACAGCUAAAUAAAUAUUUGGAGUGAUUGUCAACUGAAAAUGAAGAUGUUUACACAGGAACAUACAGGAAGCUCUGUGUUUAUUUCACUCAUGAGGAAUAAACAGCAAGCUGCUUUCUCAUUGCCUGACAUGCUUUUCAGCCAGUAACAUGCUUUUAGGCAGAAGACACUGCUGAGGUGAAAUAGAGGUUAAAGAGUAGCAGAUCAGUGUACCUGCAAUGAAGGCAUCAAGCUGAUACAUUUCCUGUACUAAAAGGAAAGGUUUGUGAGACCUGCACAACGAAUGAAAGGUUUAAUUGGCUGGAACCAUUUCAAAGAUACAUUGUAGCUCAAUUAGUGUCAGACUAAAGUUUUGUAGUUCCAAACAUAUUCUUGUGAAAAAAAAUAUACAAAUAAAACCCAUUCUAAGCUUCCCCAUGUUUGUUUCUUUUUACUUUCACAUUGUCCUGCAUAUAAGAACAUUAUAAAUGGGAGGCGGCCAUUCAGAUCAGCAAUGCUCAUCCGGUUCCUAGUAGCUGAUUGAGCUAAAAA
This is a messenger RNA of Acipenser ruthenus (sterlet), 2568 nucleotides long. Its product is annotated as lysophosphatidic acid receptor 6. The record is from RefSeq and is a predicted model, not a curated record. Lineage: Eukaryota; Metazoa; Chordata; Actinopteri; Acipenseriformes; Acipenseridae. The coding region runs from base 1095 to 2051 and encodes 318 amino acids. The transcript is spliced from 3 exons. Gene Ontology annotation, molecular function: G protein-coupled receptor activity; oxysterol binding. Gene Ontology annotation, cellular component: membrane. Gene Ontology annotation, biological process: G protein-coupled receptor signaling pathway.